This is a messenger RNA of Megalobrama amblycephala (Wuchang bream), 1880 nucleotides long. Its product is annotated as trace amine-associated receptor 4-like. Gene Ontology annotation, molecular function: trace-amine receptor activity. The record is from RefSeq and is a predicted model, not a curated record. Gene Ontology annotation, biological process: G protein-coupled receptor signaling pathway. Lineage: Eukaryota; Metazoa; Chordata; Actinopteri; Cypriniformes; Xenocyprididae. The coding region runs from base 91 to 1155 and encodes 354 amino acids. The transcript has a single exon. Gene Ontology annotation, cellular component: membrane.
ACUGUACCUCUCUUUGGAUAUUGAUCUUAACCAAACUAUAAUUUACUAAAUUAUUUUGUUUCACUUUGAUUUAUAAAUGUCUGACUUUUUAUGGUUACAAAGAAAAUCAUCUCUGGAUCUGAAGCAGACGUGAUGACUUCAAAUGAAACUGGCACUGAGAAUGCGUUUCUCUGCUAUCCACUCCUGCUGGAUUCCUGUCCGAAAUUGCAACGUCGUACUGUAGUUAAAGUGACAAUGUAUGUUUUCAUGGUGCUGAUGAUCCUCACAACAGUUUUUGGGAAUCUGCUGAUCAUCAUCUCCAUCUCUCACUUCAAACAUCUACAGUCUCCAACCCAUCUGAUCGUUCGCUCUCUGGCAGCAUGUGAUUGUCUGCUGGGCUCUUUGAUCAUGCCGUACAGCAUGGUGCGAUCUGUUGAAGGCUGCUGGUAUCUGGGAGAUUUUGUGUGUAAAGUGCAUUUUAGUUUGGACAUGACCUUCUGUAUCUCUUCCAUACUGCAUCUCAGUUUAAUAUCUGUUGACAGGUACUUUGCCAUUUGUGAUCCUUUAAGGUACAAAAUGAGGGUCACAAACAACACUGUGACUGUAUUUACUACCUUCACAUGGCUGUUUUCAUUUGUGUACAGCUUUUAUGUAGUGUUUUCAGGGAUAAAUGCGGUUGGACUAGAGAUGCUUAUAUUGCAGAUUUCCUGUGUGGGAAGUUGUGUUCUGUUUUUUAACAAAGAGUGGGGCCUUAUAUGCCCAAUUCUUACAUUUUUCCUUCCCGGAAUGAUCAUAAGCUCUCUUUAUAUGAAAAUCUUCCAUGUUGCACAAAAACAUGCAAAGGUUAUGUCAGAAAGAGUGACUGUGGUGGCAACAAGGGGGUUGAAGAGCCAAAGCUCUGCUCAAAGAGAAGGAAAAGCAGCAAAAACUCUGGCCAUUGUUAUGGGUGUUUUUUAUCUCUGCUGGCUGCCUUUUUUUACUAUUACUGCUCUCGACCCUUUUUUCAAUUAUUUUACCCCAGCUGAUGUUUUUGAGGUUGUAAUUUGGUUUGCAUAUUUUAACUCCACCUGUAACCCCUUGAUUUAUGGAUUUUUCUACCCUUGUUUUCAGAAUGCAUUUAAGAUUCUUAUAUCCACUUUUAUCUGUGGCAUCAAGGAUUCAAACUUUGCCUUUUGAAUGAAUACAGCAAGCAUGCUUAUUUCAAGCAUCACGAUAAAAUUGUAUUUUUAUGUAAUUCUUUUUAGUUUAUAUAUGUUUAAAUCAUUUUGCAAAUGUUUCUGUUUCUUAAGAACUUUCUGCAUUUACUGGAAGGAGUGAUCUGAACAUUUUCAUGAAUCUGGUGGAAAAGAGGGGCAUGAACAUGACACAUGCAGGGCUAAAGUCAAUGUUCAAAAAACUUACAUUAAAACACUUAAAACAUACAUUUUUAGAGAAAUUGCAGAAAUCUGUUUGUACUAUAUGAAAAAUAUGUUGAGUUUAAAUAAAACAUCCUAUGUAGCCUGCUUUAUUGUGAAAUUAACAUUUUUCAUUAAUUUAAAAUUUUAAUACAUCAACCUCUUUUGACUUAACAUUUUAAUCGGUUUACAUUAAAAAAAACUCUCUCUAUAAAUAAGCAUUCACAUUUUUGCUUUGAUUUCUGGCCAUUGUCAUGGGUGUUUUUUAUUUCUGCAGGCUGCCUUUUUUUACUGUUACUGCUCUCGACCAUUUUUCAAUUAUUUAACCCCAGCUGAUGUUUUUGAUGCUUUGGUUUGGUUUGCAUAUAUUAACUCCACAUGUAACCCUUUGAUUUAUGGAUUUUUCUACCCUUGUUUUCAGGAUGCAUUUAAGAUUCUUAUAUCCACUUAUAUCUGACAUCAAAUUUUCAAACACCUUGACUUUUGAAUGAAUGUGACACUUACGCU